AUCCUGGCCCUGGCUAGGUCGUUCCCGGUAGCGGGAACGCGAACGCUGCUCGCUGCCUGCCCGACCAGGCCCGAGGGGCGGGCCUCAGGCCUCGGUCUCGCCUGAGCCUGCGGCCCGCCGCUUCCCGGCCACAGUGCCCGGUGACGCCGCCAGCAUGCUGCAGAAGCGGGAGAAGGUGCUGCUGCUGAGGACCUUCCAGGGCCGGACGCUGCGGAUCGUGCGUGAACACUACCUGCGGCCCAGCGUGCCUUGCAACAGCCCGCUGUGCCCGCAGCCCGCCGCCUGCCGCAACGAUGGGAAGCUCCUGUCUGCCGAAGUGACUCAUUAUGUGAUCCCAGACUGGAAAGUUGUCCAGGAUUACCUUGAGGUCCUGGAGUUCCCGGAGUUGAAGGGAGUCAUUUUCAUGCAAACGGCCUGUCAGGCUGUGCAGCACCAAAGAGGACGGAGACAAUAUAACAAACUGCGAAACCUCCUGAAGGAUGCUCGUCAUGACUGCGUUCUCUUUGCUAACGAGUUCCAGCAGCACUGUUACCUCCCCCGGGAAAAGGGGGAAGCCAUGGAGAAGUGGCAGACCAGGAGCAUUUACAACUCAGCUGUUUGGUACUAUCACCACUGUGAGGACAGGAUGCCCAUCGUUAUGGUGACAGAAGAUGAAGAGGCCAUUCAGCAGUAUGGAAGUGAAACAGAAGGCGUAUUUGUCAUUUCUUUCAAGAAUUACCUGGACAACUUCUGGCCAGAUUUGAAGAGUGCCCAUGAGCUCUGUGACUCCAUCCUUCAGUCUCGCCGGGAAAGGGAGACUGAGAGUCAGGAAACCCAUGGGAAAGAGUACCCGGAACAUCUUCCCCUGGAAGUACUGGAAGCAGGCAUCAAAUCUGGACGCUACAUCCAGGGAAUUCUGAAUGUCAACAAGCACAGAGCUCAGAUUGAAGCUUUUGUUCGCCUACAGGGAGCCAGCAGUAAGGACUCAGGCUUGGUCAGCGACAUCCUCAUCCAUGGCUCGAAGGCUCGGAACCGCUCCAUCCAUGGAGAUACGGUGGUGGUGGAGCUGCUCCCCAAAAGUGAGUGGAAAGGAAAAACCUCCGCCCUGUGUGAGAACGACAGCGAUGACAAGGCCUCGGGCGAGUCCCCGAGCGAGCCCAUGCCCACAGGUCGAGUGGUAGGCAUCCUUCAAAAGAACUGGCGAGAUUAUGUGGUGACAUUUCCAUCCAAAGAAGAGGUCCAGUCUCAGGGCAAAAAUGCUCAGAAGAUCCUGGUUACACCGUGGGAUUACAGAAUCCCCAAGAUCCGCAUCAGCACCCAGCAGGCAGAAGCCCUCCAGGAUUUCAGGGUGGUCGUGCGCAUUGACUCCUGGGAGGCAACAUCGGUGUAUCCAAAUGGACACUUUGUGCGUGUCUUAGGGAGAAUCGGUGAUCUGGAAGGGGAGAUUGCAACCAUCCUGGUAGAGAACAGUAUCUCUGUGGUCCCCUUCUCCGAAGCCCAGAUGUGUGAGAUGCCAGUGAACACACCAGAAAACCCUUGGAAAGUGAGUCCCAAAGAAGAGCAAGAACGGAAGGACCUGAGGACCACCCAUCUUGUGUUCAGCAUCGACCCCAAAGGUUGUGAAGAUGUAGAUGACACACUCUCAGUCAGAACCUUGAAUAAUGGCAACCUGGAGCUGGGGGUCCACAUAGCUGACGUCACACACUUUGUGGCUCCCAACUCUUACAUCGAUGUUGAAGCUAGAACGAGGGCCACCACUUACUACCUAGCCGACCGUCGCUAUGACAUGCUGCCCUCCAUCCUCAGCGCAGACCUCUGCUCCCUCCUGGGGGGUGUUGACCGGUAUGCUGUGUCAGUCAUGUGGGAAUUAGAUAAAACCUCUUAUGAAAUUAAGAAGGUGUGGUAUGGCAGAACCAUUAUCCGAUCAGCUUACAAACUGUUCUACGAGGCGGCCCAGGAACUACUGGACAGAAACUUCAGCAUUGUUGAUGAUAUUCCAGAACUUAAAGCCUUGGACAAGCAGAGCCAACAGGCCAAACUAGAGGAGUUAGUGUGGGCAAUUGGAAAGUUGACAGACAUAGCUCGCCACAUCCGAUCAAAGAGAGACCGCUGUGGAGCCUUGGAGCUGGAAGGGGUGGAGGUUCGAGUCCAGCUGGAUGACAAGAAGAACAUUCAUGACCUCAUCCCCAAGCAGCCCCUGGAAGUUCACGAGACAGUGGCUGAAUGCAUGAUCCUAGCCAACCACUGGGUGGCCAAGAAGAUCUGGGAGAGCUUUCCCCAUCAGGCUCUGCUGCGCCAACACCCUCCUCCACACCAGGAGUUUUUCUCAGAGCUCCGGGAAUGUGCUAAAGCAAAAGGCUUCUUCAUAGACACACGGUCUAAUAAAACCCUGGCUGACUCUCUGGAUAGUGCAAACGACCCCAAGGACCCCCUGGUAAACAAGCUGCUGCGCUCCAUGGCCACCCAGGCCAUGUCCAACGCGCUCUACUUCUCCACCGGAUCCUGCACGGAGGAGGAGUUCCAUCAUUACGGGCUGGCCUUAGAUAAAUACACCCACUUUACUUCUCCAAUAAGAAGAUAUUCAGAUAUUGUAGUGCAUCGGCUAUUAAUGGCAGCCAUCUCAAAAGACAAGAAAAUGGAGAUUAAAGAAAAUUUGUUCAGCAACAAAAAUCUUGAGGAAUUAUGCAAACACAUCAACAACAGAAACAGAGCGGCACAGCGUUCUCAGAAGCAGUCCACUGAGCUCUUCCAGUGCAUGUACUUUAAAGAUCGAGACCCAGAAACUGAGGAGCGCUGCAUAGCUGAUGGAGUUAUUUAUUCCAUUAGAACAAAUGGUGUACUUGUAUUUAUACCAAGGUUUGGGAUUAAAGGUGCUGCUUAUCUGAAGAAUAAAGAUGGCUUAGUGAUUGCCUGUGGCCCAGAGGGCAGCUCUGAAUGGAAGCCAGGAUCCCUACAAAGAUCUCAAAACAAGAUCAUCUCUACCACAGCUGGAGGGCAGUCUGUUACAUUUCAUCUAUUUGACCAUGUGACAGUAAGAAUUUCUGUCCAGGCCUCACGCUGCCACUCUGAUACAAUCAGGCUUGAAAUAAUAAGCAACAAACCAUACAUGAUCCCAAACACAGAACUCUGUCACCAGAGCUCCCUGCUGAAGAGUGAGUUAGUGAAGGAAGUAACCCGAUCUGUGGAGGAAGCACAGCUUGCACAAGAAGUCAAAGGCAAGGUGAUUCAGGAAGAGCAUCAAGAAUACUGCCAGACAAAGGGAAGAAGUCUGUACACACUUCUGGAGGAGAUAAGGGACCUAGCUCUUCUGGAUGUCUCUGAGAGUUGUGCAAUGUGAAAUACUUCCAUGUCAUUAAAGACCUUUGUCUUAA
Molecule: messenger RNA, 3350 nt
Organism: Mus pahari (shrew mouse)
Lineage: Eukaryota; Metazoa; Chordata; Mammalia; Rodentia; Muridae
Gene: Dis3l
Product: DIS3 like exosome 3'-5' exoribonuclease
Exons: 17
Coding region: 155-3316 (1053 amino acids)
Biological process (GO): rRNA catabolic process
Cellular component (GO): cytoplasmic exosome (RNase complex)
Molecular function (GO): RNA binding; 3'-5'-RNA exonuclease activity
Source: RefSeq, a predicted model, not a curated record